GCGGAGACGGAUAAGUACGAGGCCUUCAUGACACGUCUGGGCAGCUUCGACAUGGACCUAUUUGCCGAGACGGUCUACAGGCGUGUCAAGGAUGUCGAACAUCUCGCUCGGAAACUUCAGCGAGAUGCGCGCGCUUACAGGGAGAAGGCGCAUACCCUGCAGCGGGACUCGCAUGAGAAGAUUGCCUUCAAGCAUUUCAAGGAAGGGGAUCUCGCUUUAUUCCUCCCCACAAGAAACCAAACAGCCGGUGCCUGGGCUGCGUUUAACGUGGGCUUUCCUCACUACUUUCUGCGAGAGACUGACGCGCAUCGUCUCCGCUCGCGUGAAUGGCUCGUCGCUCGCAUCACUCGGAUACAGGAGCGUGUGGUAGAUCUUUCGAAGAGCCUGCACAAGCAAUUACCAGAUAACGAUUCGGUCAAUGACGAGGAGGAUGACAACCCGUUCCAGCUCUCAGACGGCUUGCGAUGGUAUCUGAUCGAUGCACACGAGGAUAAGCCGGGUGCCCCUGCCACACCUGGAUUGGGCAAGUCUACAAUCGCGACAAACAAUGUCGAGGCCAUGGCGGAUAUGCAUACUCAUGCGCAGGCAAGCGGCAAAGACAAGCAGCGGGCAAAUCCUCACAGCAUUGAGGGCGUCAGCAAAGCGCUGAGCAAGAGUCUCGAGAGUCGUCGGAGCAGUUCCAACUCGAAGAAGGCUCUCCCUUUCGCCGUUGGUGGAGGUGCGGCGCUGCUCAAGGGCAAUGCUUUGGGCAGCGAAACCAACUCACUCCGCGCAGCUGCGCCGGAUACUCCG
Colletotrichum navitas is the source of this 792-nucleotide messenger RNA. Its product is annotated as autophagy-related protein 11-domain-containing protein. The record is from RefSeq and is a predicted model, not a curated record. The transcript has a single exon. The annotation marks the transcript as partial. Gene Ontology annotation, molecular function: molecular adaptor activity; protein kinase binding. Gene Ontology annotation, cellular component: phagophore assembly site membrane; Atg1/ULK1 kinase complex. NCBI's taxonomy places the organism in Eukaryota, Fungi, Ascomycota, Sordariomycetes, Glomerellales, Glomerellaceae. Gene Ontology annotation, biological process: autophagy of peroxisome; autophagosome assembly; reticulophagy.